UUUGAAAUACGCCAUUGUUCUUUUUCCUACGGAUUCAACAGCGUCUCUCUUUCGUUUUGUGUUAAUUUCAGAAAUAAGGUCCUUGAUAGAGUGCCUUAAUUGUUUUUAAAUAUUAAAUCAAAUUAAGCCUUACAAAAUGGUUGAUCGUGUUGAUAUGGCUCUGGACGAUAUCAUUAAAGCAACCAAAAAAGGUCCCCGUCCUGGCGGUGGUGCUGGACGUAAAUUCGAGGGAAACCGAAAACCAGGACGCGGAGGUGGCGGCGGCGGCGGGUUCCGAAGUGCCCGCCCCGCUGCUGGCGGCGGUGGUGUUUUGAGAGGAAGAAACAGAGGCGGUGUAUCGAAGCCUACAAAUUACACAAGGGGUGAUGUAAACAGCACUUGGAAACAUGACAUGUACAACACAGACUUCGGAGAAAGGACAGGGAAAUUACAGAGAAGUGGUCCCAUUACCACAGGCCCCACUAAGUUGCUUGUGUCAAACUUAGAUUUUGGGGUUUCUGAUUCAGAUAUUCAAGAACUGUUUUCAGAAUUUGGCAUUCUUAAGAGUGCCGCUGUACACUAUGACCGUUCCGGCAGAUCCUUAGGGACUGCUGAGGUCGUUUUUGAAAGAAGAGCAGAUGCAUUAAAGGCAAUGAAACAAUACAAUGGUGUCCCACUCGAUGGCCGUGCAAUGAACAUACAACUAGCCACAUCUGAAAUAAGCAGUCUCAGAACAGAAGACCGAGGAGGUCGUCUAGGAGGAGGACCUGGUGGACCUAUCAGAAGAAACUCCAAUAGAGCAAAUGGUGCCGGGAGGAACCAAGGGGGCGGCGGUGGUGGCGGGCGGCCGCGAGGCGCCGGGGGCAGACGGGGCGGGCGCGGCGGCGCCGGGGCUGCAGGGCCGCGCGGCAAGCGGCCUGUGCCUACUGCUGAGGAACUUGAUGCUGAGCUCGACGCAUACGUCAAAGAAAUCAAGUGAAACACUAGUGCAAGUGAUUAAGUUACCUGCUAUGCAUGUGGUGAUAAUUGGACACAGACAGUAUACCUCUUUGAAUUAAUUGACAACAGUAAAAUGGUGAACACUAUUGAGUUGGAGAAGUAAUAAUUUUGUUUGACACAGGAAUAGUAAUUAUGAUACAUUAGUAGCUUUUCCUAAAUAAAUAUUUGAUAAGA
Plutella xylostella (diamondback moth) is the source of this 1152-nucleotide messenger RNA. It is a transcript of the gene Ref1, whose product is annotated as RNA and export factor binding protein 1. Gene Ontology annotation, biological process: mRNA export from nucleus. Gene Ontology annotation, cellular component: nucleus. The record is from RefSeq and is a predicted model, not a curated record. Lineage: Eukaryota; Metazoa; Arthropoda; Insecta; Lepidoptera; Plutellidae. Gene Ontology annotation, molecular function: mRNA binding.